AUGGUUCCAGUCAAAGAUGCAAACAGCAUUCAAGAGGCUACAAAGAAGUUCCUCAGCGAAAAGCCCGGAAAAUGGUCCUUGCCCUCCGUUUUCCAUGUGGAACUUCAACGUCAAACUUUUGAUAAAGCCACCCGUCAGUGGAGUAUGCUGUACGACCGUGUCCACUUGGAUGAGGAACUCGAUCUGUCUGAGAAUGUUGUUGAAGGCCAAGCCGCUGCACUUGAAGGGCAUGAAGGUGCUGCUGAGCCUAAAAAUGUUGACAAGGCUGGUAUUGACGUCGCUGUCGUUGCGGUAUAUGUUCGUGAUGAUGUGGUUUCGCAAUACCUGACGGGAAAAAUCGAAUCCUGGGAGCCUCCGGAACUUCGCCAGCAUUAUUUCAAGACGGGCUACUAUCGCUUGGACCGCACACUCAAUAAUGGUCUGUCCCCUACGGUCAAAGUUGAGAUUUUCAGCUUUUCAGACUUCUCGAUUAUCAAUAAGAGUAUCGUCGACUCGUAUGAUAUUAUGGGAGCUGCAAGGGCAACGGGUCAAUUUUGUACCAUCUCGGUCCCGGGUAAUACCACUUUUACCGAACUACGGAAGAAGAUUGCACUGUUGAAGUCAACAGAGGAUACAAAGUUGGACCCUGAACGCCUUCGAAUCUGGCAACUCGGCGCCCGAAAGCCUCUGUUUGCUCCUACUCUCAACUUCCAAAUAAUUGAAGACUAUAAUGACGCGAUUAUGAAUUUCGAAUUGAGCGUACUACGGCUCUGGGUACAUAUUCUGUCCGAUGAAGAUGCCCGAUACUUUGCAGUGCCCGAUGUGCCCAAUACGAAAUCUCCGUUUGAUGAAGUUCCCACCGAGGAGCCCGAGGCUUCAGAUGAGAAUCGUGGAGUGUCUCAAGAAACUCCUGCUGGAACGGAAGGCGCAGAUGCGAACGAUGCUCCAGCAGAGAAUGCGGAGGCACCAGCUCCACCCGCCGCUGACCAGCCAUCUGAAUCCGCGGAUGAACCGGAGGUGGCACCAACAUCUGAACAGCCAGAAACUAACGAGAGUGCCCCUAUUGCACAAAACGAAAAUUCCACUUCUGAAGAUACCCCGGUGCAAGAUGCUGAAGGUUUAGCGGAACAGACUGUCGAACCGACUUUUGAUGAUACGGUUGAUGAUACGGUAACGGAUGAUGCAAUUAUUGCUGCGAUCAUUGCUCAGGAUGUUGAAGAUUAUGAUAGAUCAGAUGCCAUUGACACAGAGCCUCCCGUCGAUCGGCUGAGGGUUCUCAACCCAGUCUCCAAUGAGGACCGCACUACCGAUACUAUAGAAGGUCAGGACAACGCCGCCGAGGCGGAAGAGAACAACACUGCUGAUGAAACGCGUGCGGAACCGGAUCCAGCCCCCGUUUCCGAACUCGUGCCUUUGAACUCACACGUGUUCUACUUUAUUCAGGAAUUCGAUGCGCAGAAACAAGAACUUCGCACUCUUGGAACAUUCUUUGCGAAGAAGAGCGAUAUCAUCAAAGACUCAGUCCGUGCUGCUCUUGGUUAUGCCGGUGACAAGCAGUUCCUUUUGUGGCAUCGCGUUGAUGGGAUUUCCAUCUCCGGCGUUCCGUCGGCGGAGGUGUUCGAUAAUCUCGUGGGAUAUACUGAUGGCGAGUGUUUCAUCGUAGGUGAAGUGAUUGGAAAAAAUGAGCGCAUGAAGCUGGCAAAGGAUGGUUUAUUCUCUUCACCAGACAGACUGGUUCCUUACUUGUGGGCCGUGUCUCGUAACCAUCCCACCAAGUCGUUCACCGGGACAAAGACAACGGAAGCUACAUUCAACGGAGACUACUACUCUGGUGAAUUCAAAAACGGCUACUUCCAUGGCAAGGGCACCCAUAUUUCCGAAACCGGUACUACUUAUACCGGUGACUUCGUCUUGGGCGAACGGCAGGGAACCGGCACUAUGGUGUACGCCUCGGGCGACACCUAUACCGGCGAUUGGUCCGAAGAUCAACGUCAUGGGCAAGGAACUUUCGUCGAACGCAAGACCGGCAAUAGAUACGAGGGCGGUUAUCGCAACGGCAAGCGUCAUGGCAAAGGUAUCAGCUACUGGGAGGUUGCCGACGAGGAGAUGGAUCUCUGUCAGAUCUGCUAUAGCGAGAAUCAGGACUCGUUGUUCUACAGCUGUGGACACGUCUGUGCUUGUUUGAGCUGUGCGAGACAGGUUGACAUCUGCCCGAUGUGUCGAAAGAAAGUCCUGAAUGUGGUUAAGAUCUACAAAAGCUGA
This is a messenger RNA of Uncinocarpus reesii 1704, 2241 nucleotides long. RefSeq lists its product as uncharacterized. The record is from RefSeq and is a predicted model, not a curated record. NCBI's taxonomy places the organism in Eukaryota, Fungi, Ascomycota, Eurotiomycetes, Onygenales, Onygenaceae. The transcript has 4 exons. The coding region runs from base 1 to 2241 and encodes 746 amino acids.